AUGCUGCACGACUCGACGUCUGAGGCAGAGCUCUCCGUGUUCAGCUCGCAGCCGACGAGCGAGCAAGACGAGAGCGGUUCAACGCUUCCGCAUCGGAAGAAGAGAGCGAAAAGUUGGUCUUCGGAUGCGGGCGAUGGCUGGCCAGCGCCGCGGCUGCCAGAUACGCUGGCGCUCUGCUACCUGGGGUGUCUGCUCCUGAGGGCGCCGACACGGAUCGGUGACUUUGUUCGGUGGGCGAAGGGCGGUAACAUCACGUACAAGCAGGCGGUAAGCAGCAACCGAAUAUUUACCUGGACAGCAUGGGGCUGA
This is a messenger RNA of Verticillium alfalfae VaMs.102, 309 nucleotides long. RefSeq lists its product as hypothetical. Gene Ontology annotation, biological process: nucleolar large rRNA transcription by RNA polymerase I; RNA polymerase I preinitiation complex assembly. The transcript has a single exon. The record is from RefSeq and is a predicted model, not a curated record. Gene Ontology annotation, molecular function: RNA polymerase I core promoter sequence-specific DNA binding. Gene Ontology annotation, cellular component: RNA polymerase I core factor complex; RNA polymerase transcription factor SL1 complex. Bases 1 to 309 code for a protein of 102 amino acids. NCBI's taxonomy places the organism in Eukaryota, Fungi, Ascomycota, Sordariomycetes, Glomerellales, Plectosphaerellaceae.